This is a messenger RNA of Penaeus chinensis, 1072 nucleotides long. RefSeq lists its product as uncharacterized. The transcript has 2 exons. NCBI's taxonomy places the organism in Eukaryota, Metazoa, Arthropoda, Malacostraca, Decapoda, Penaeidae. Bases 22 to 741 code for a protein of 239 amino acids. The record is from RefSeq and is a predicted model, not a curated record.
GGUCCAUGUCCUGUUGAAGAGAUGGAAAUCAUUCUAUCUGAGCUAGAAGCCAAAAAUGAAGAAUUAGCUGCAUAUACUGAUGAUGUAUCACAACUUCCAGCAGCUUCAUCAGAAGAAUCAGUUUCCCUAGUUACUGAAAUUACGGUUGUUUACUUUGUCUGCGUGAGCGUUCAAACUGAGUACGUUGUAAUCUUUUCGGAAGUCUCUGAAGUAUUCAGGAGUGAAGAGACAAGUACUACAGGAACUUCAGAAGAAUCGACUACAUCAUCUGCAAUAACAACUCCCGUGAUCUCGUGUUAUGAACGUUUCUUGAGAGUGGAAGCCGCCGUCAACAGUUCUUUGACUGAAGCUAUAAGUAUUAUGUCAGGCAUCAUUAGCAAUCCCGAAAAUGCCAGCAUUUCUGAUUUAGUCAUACAGAACGCGACCCGAUCUGUAGAAGACUUCGAAUCCACAUUCCGGAUAUUCUUCCAUUUCCUCUCUAUGACAAGCACGAACUCCUCAGGCGGGUGCCCCCUGGAGGAGCUAGAGCAGAAGGCACAGGAUCUCGAAGCCAAGACGGAAGGGUUGAAAGUCGACGCGGCAAUUCUGCUGCACUUCUCUCCAGAUUCGGUGCUGUAUCCAAACCUCGUCCUCACCAUAGAGAACAUUUAUCUCGGAUUGGAGGAAGACUUACCGAAACUAUGGGAAGGAAUGGAGGAGUUGGAACAAACUAUCACUGUGGUUCAGAUGAGUGUACAAUAGCCUAGAUUUUAACCGAUAUGGCCAUUAGUGCAAGGAUUCAAACGAAUUCCCCUUGAACAUAGUGUUAAACCAUACCAAACAAUUGAUCGCUGUUGUUUUCUCUGCCUUUACUUUAUUUGACAGUCUACUUAGUUGCUGUUCUUUUUAAUACAUCUACAGUAAAUGCUUUAAACAUGUAUCAGGACAUUAGAUUGUUUUUAUAAUUUAUCCAUUAUAAAGAGAAUGGAAACAAAAGUAAAGGAUGUUGUAUUCUGGGCUUGUAUCCCCCUAUUUUUGAUUCAAGAAUUUCAUGAUAGUAACUUUGAAACAUCAAUAAAAUUCUAUUCACCCA